Messenger RNA from Aplosporella prunicola CBS 121167, 1266 nucleotides. RefSeq lists its product as uncharacterized. Bases 1 to 1266 code for a protein of 421 amino acids. Lineage: Eukaryota; Fungi; Ascomycota; Dothideomycetes; Botryosphaeriales; Aplosporellaceae. The transcript is spliced from 2 exons. The record is from RefSeq and is a predicted model, not a curated record.
AUGGAGACUGAGCAAGACCGCUUGUCCCAGGAAAUAUCAGACGGCGAUUCCGUUGACAGCCCUGGUGAAGGUGGUUCCCAACAAGCCGAAGCCGAAGCCGAGUCGACACAUUCAAUUGAGUUUUCUGCGAAUUUCAGUUACCUAGAGCCUAUUAUCGAAGGCCUUUCGGAGGCAGCAUCUCUCCUGCCAAAGUCUGAUCCGCAGAGCAGCCAGGCCUCAGCUUCGACCAGCCCACGGCAUUCAUUAGCCGGGCUCAACGCGCAGAGGUCGCAGAGCCCGCUUUUCAGGCAUGAGAACGAGGACCCCAACAGCCUUGGUGGUGAUAGCAACCAGCACAAUGAUGCUUUAGGCAACCCCGAAGAACUGUUUGAAGGAAGUCUCCCACCAAGUCCUCCGGUUUCGCCGGUAUUAAACCUUGCCAUACCACCUACAAACUCAGAGAACUUUAGCGAACACUCUGGAUCCUUGCGCACAGCUAAAUGGCAGCCUUAUACCUUGCGGGAUGAUGGAAGCUCUGUUAUUCUCUUCGGCUCGAGGUUUAUGCCAUCCACCUUUGCCGUAGUCUACGUUCAGCUUACGUCCAUGCUUUUGGACGACGUUAAGAGGACGGAGCCCUUUGCUCGAAUGGCCAAGCCUGGAGGUGGACGCGCAAGACACACAAUUCUUCAGGCUCCCGGCGCUUGGUGGAAUGCGCUAGCAGAUGGGCUGUCCCGGAAGAAGAACGGUAUUAGGCGCUCUGGCUUGGUCCUACUCGCCGCGGCUUUGAUCAACAUCAUCGGCUUUCUUGCAGUCUCACCACUCUCUGCAUCCCUACUGGAAUCAAAAGACGUGACUGUUUCCAACCCAGUUACGUUCUCCCGUUUACAUUUCAACAAUACUGAACCUCUUCUUCCCGAGAUUGGCAGGGAGACCUACUUACGAAUUCUUGGCCAUCUCUUACAAGAUAUAGAGACUUCAGUCUGGAUUAUGGAUAACUACACAGUUCUUCCGUUCUGGCCCUCUGAUAUUCGGGAUGCACCUCUUGGCCCCUCUCUCACUCCGCUCCCUCAAGAGUGGCAAGCCGAGUCGCUGGUCCUGGGCACUGAGCUUGAAUGUCAACCGAUGCACUUGGUUAGCUCAUACUUAGGCUCAAGAACAGUUACCAGGGAAUACUAUAAUGACACCGAAGACGUUCUCUUGGCAUCCUUAAUCCUAAGGUCUGGCGACGGCCGUUCAUACGGUAUGGAGGCUGAGCCCAGCGUUAUGACCCGUGCUGCAGCUUUUUAG